AUGAUUCUCCCGAGCAGCUCUGUCCAGAAGCUCCUCUUUUUGACCAUCGUUGCCAUUGUGGGCAUCAUGCUGGUAAUAUAUCACCGUCUGUGCUGCUUCUCCGGGAUUGUCACCACAGCUGCAGCAUCAAGCGUCUGGCACGACAAUGUCGGUGUGCUCCGCCAUGUCAACCCCAAAAUUGGUACAUAUGGUGUGACUCCCAAUGGCAAUGGCGGGAUGAUUCCCAGCGUCUGUCCGCCCUUUGGUAUGACGAGAUGGACGCCACAGACUCGCGAGAAUUUCAUCAGCCAAUGUCCAUACAAUGAUAUGGAUGGGUAUAUUCAUGGCUUUCAAGCCACCCAUCAGCCUGCAAUUUGGAUGGGCGAGAGUGGUCAGGUAGUGCUGAGUCCAGGAGUGGGGGAAAUCAAGCCUCUCUUUGUCGAUCGGGCUCACAAAUUCAGGAAAGAGGACGAAAUCAGCACGCCGUAUGUGUAUGAAGUUACCAUGAACAGCAGAGCGGUGACUACUAAUCAUAAUCUCACCGAGAGCAUCUACUCUCCCGUCUCAGGCGGCGCACAGCCCGUCCCUGAAGAAGUAUCACAAGGCGCUAAUGGUCGUAUAAGAAGAAGAAAUUCGGACCAGCAGAUCAACUUUGCCCAUAUGUACGCGGAUGAGAGUAUCCCUCCACUGGUACAGGAAAGCUUCAUCAAAGUUGCCAUGACGGCCACUUCACAUGUGGGACGACUGCAAGUGGACUUUGACGGCGAAGAAGAUCCAUACAUUUUCAUCCAAGCUACAAGACAGAACUGGACGGGCCAUAUCGAUAUCGAUCCCGCGGCAAGGGAAGUAUCCGGAAGUAACCCCCAACGACAAGACUAUGCUCUCGGACCUCUCCCAGCGUCCCGCUUCUCGGGAUACUUUGUGUCGAGGUUCUCGGAAUCCUUCAGCGCUUUUGGAGUGACGCAUGGAGGGACAGUCGCUGCGGGAAGUAUCAUCGGCGAAGGGGAGAAUUUAGGAGCAUACGUCCGUUUCCCCAAAACCUGCAAAACGGUCGACGUUCGCACGGGAGUCUCUUUUAUCAGCAUAGAGCAAGCUCGCAAGAAUCUGGACUUGGAAGCUCCUGAAUCCAUCUCAUUCGAUCAGGCUGUUGAAGAUCUCAAGCAAACAUGGCUGGAAAAGCUAGCCCGGAUCAAAAUCGACGGGGUGAAUGCCACCGAUCCCGAGCACGACCCACGCAUUAUCUGGUAUACAGCUCUCUUCCACGCAUUACAAUACCCCUCCGACUUUUCCGAACCCACAUCCACCAACCCCGAAGCCCCUCGGACUUUCUACAGCGGAUACACGGAUAGCGUACACAUUAUGAACGACUCCUAUUAUCAAUCUUGGUCGAUUUGGGAUACCUUUCGCGCAGAACACAGUUUACUCACGCUCUUCGCUCCGGAACGAGUGAAUUCCAUGAUGCGUUCUCUGGUUAGGAUAUAUGAGUGGUCGGGAAGACUUCCCAUGUGGGCGAAUGUAGUGGAAACCAACAUCAUGAUCGGUACACAUGUCGAUGCCGUGCUCGCCAAUGCCUUAUCUCGAAAUUUCACGGAUUUUGAUAUAGGAAAAGCAUGGGAGGGUGUGCGGAAGAAUGCCUUUGUACCACCACUCAACGAUACUGAUCUUCUAUACUAUGAUCGAGAAGGCUAUACGCCGGAUGAAGCACGAGCUGGUUUGACGACUUAUAUGGAUAAGGGUUAUGUGGCUAAUGAUCGAUGGUCUGAAAGCGCCAGUCGUACUCUCGAUUAUGCUUUCGAUGACCACGCAGCUGCCAUUAUCGCUUCCCACGCCGGCGAUCACGAAACAGCGCAACAUCUCCGCGCGCGCAGUAAGAAUUACAAGAAUCUCUAUAAUCCCACCACAGGCUUCAUGGAAGCUAAAAACGACAAUGGCACCUGGGCGGGAGGCAAACAAGGCUGGACAGAAGGUGAUGAAUGGAUCUAUACUUUCAACGUCAUGCAUGAUAUCCCCGGUCUYGCAGCGCUCUUGGGUGGGGAAGCGGGCAUGAAAAUGAAAUUGGACGAGUAUUUCAAUGGGGGACAUAAUGAUCACUCUAAUGAACCCAGUCAUCAUGCCCCGUAUUUGUACGCUAUGAUUGGUUAUCCCGCUGACACGCAGAGGAGAGUGGGCGAGAUUGCUUGGGAGGAGUAUAAUGCUACUUCGGCGGGACUUUCGGGGAAUGAGGAUUUGGGACAGAUGAGUGCUUGGUAUUGUUUUUCUGCUUUGGGGUUUUAUCCGGUGGAUUCCGCGGGGGAGGAGUAUAUUGUUGGAGUGCCGUUUUUUGAGAGGGUGGAGGUGAGGUUUCCUGUGGGGAGGGGAAGGGGGGAGGGGGAGGAAGGGGAGGAACAUACGUUGAUUAUUAGUGCGGUUGGGGCGAGGGAGAAGAGGUUUGUUAAGGGGUUGAGGGUUGAUGGGGUUGUGGUUGAUGGGCCGGUUUUGAGGCAUGGGGAUGUGGUUCGGGCGAGGAGGAUUGAGUUUGAUAUGGCUGCUACGCCGCAGGAAUGGGGUGGGAGGAAGGUGGGUUGA
Molecule: messenger RNA, 2544 nt
Organism: Ramularia collo-cygni
Lineage: Eukaryota; Fungi; Ascomycota; Dothideomycetes; Mycosphaerellales; Mycosphaerellaceae
Exons: 2
Coding region: 1-2544 (847 amino acids)
Biological process (GO): carbohydrate metabolic process; glycoprotein catabolic process; protein quality control for misfolded or incompletely synthesized proteins
Cellular component (GO): nucleus; cytosol
Molecular function (GO): carbohydrate binding; peptide-N4-(N-acetyl-beta-glucosaminyl)asparagine amidase activity
Source: RefSeq, a predicted model, not a curated record